Molecule: messenger RNA, 4111 nt
Organism: Phycodurus eques (leafy seadragon)
Lineage: Eukaryota; Metazoa; Chordata; Actinopteri; Syngnathiformes; Syngnathidae
Gene: spry2
Product: sprouty RTK signaling antagonist 2
Exons: 2
Coding region: 367-1251 (294 amino acids)
Biological process (GO): negative regulation of Ras protein signal transduction; animal organ development; multicellular organism development
Cellular component (GO): cytosol; membrane
Source: RefSeq, a predicted model, not a curated record
CCGGACAUAGCGACUGGGGGCGUAACUCACCAGAGAGAACCAAAUAUUUCUCACAGCUUCUUGGAUUUAACAAACUUUUUUUGGGGGGGGAGCGAACUUUGUGACUUGCGCCCACUUUUUGUCCGUUUCUCUAAAAACAAAGUGGAAUAAAUCUUUUUUUUUUUCUCUCUCUCUCAUGCGGCGCAUGGAAGCUGUCCUCUCGGUGCACAUCUAGUGCGCAUGCGUGAAACACGGGGUAAACAGUGCUGUUUUGGUUACUGGGUUUUAUGGCCAAACGUUCUUGAAAGCCUAAACGGACAUUAAAGUGUACAACGCCCGGAUUUCAGAUGUGUCCCAUGCCGGCCCAAGUGGCCUUUCAGUCCCACGAUGGAUACCGGAAAUCAGAGCUUCAACGACGGAGGAGGAGAACACCGCAGGCGGUCAUCGCAGGAGGAUGGAAGGCUGCAGCCAAAGCCAUUGCUAGCCCACGAGGGUGUGAUGGCAUUGGAUCAGAUGAGGAUAACUGGGAGCUGCAAUGAGUACACAGAAGGACCCACAGUUGCCCCACAAAACCGCCAACAGAAGAGUGAUCCAGUUACGUCACCAUUGUCCAGCAUUCAGCAGGACACCCAGGAAGAGAGGCCCAGUGAUGUUCGGUCCCCCAGCACGGAGCACUCUCAGAGUAGCACCAGGACCGGAGUGCGGAGAACUUGUUCGGCUCAGAGGCUCCUCUGCAUCACGGGAAGCGGUGACCAGAUAAUCAGUACGCAGCCCAAGCCAGCAGCGCUAAUUUCAGAUGAAAAACCUGUAAAUGAAGAGCCGAAGUUGUUGGUGACUGUGCCCGGCAGCGGGGAGUGUAAAUGCGCCGGCACGCGCUCGAAGUGUGAACGUUGCAGUCGCUGCCGCUGCUCCCGAUGCAGGCGCACUCGGGCGCUACCCUCCUGCUGGAUGUGCGGCAGGCGUUGCGUAUGUUCUGCACAGCACGCGGUGGAGUAUUGUACGUGCGUGUGCUGUGUCAAGGGGCUCUUCUACCACUGCUCCGCUGACGACGAAGACACGUGCGCGGACAAGCCAUUCUCUUGCUCGCAGGCGCACUGCUGCAUCCGCUGGACCGCCAUGUCCAUUAUUGCCGUGAUCCUCCCAUGUCUCCUGUGCUACCUUCCAGCUAGAGGAUGCGUCGCUGUGUGCCAGAGUUGCUACGACCGAGCUACGCGGCCCGGCUGCCGGUGCAAAAAUGUAAUCCACUGUGAGGCUGUGAGCAAGCCAACAUAGAAUGUGUUUGCGUGUGAGCGAGUGACUACGUUUACAUGCACAAAUUAAUCAGGUUACGAAAAUUUUUCGGUCUCUCUACAUGCACUGGGUUCAAUGGGUCUUUGGCCAAACGACAAUUCUCACAAAAUGUUAGUGAGAUUUGAGUUUGAGUGAAUAUUUUAGGAUGGAAAAAUGCACUCUUACCUUUGCAGGUGAACUAAAUUUCCUUCUCUAAACUUUUAAAUCCAACUCUUCAGUGUUUCAGUACUUUUUGCACAACUUGCUCCUCUGAACUGUAACACUCACAAUGGGUGUUUGAUCCAUAAAGAAUUUCGAGGACUUCUUCCACUUCUAUGCUUUUCUGUGACUCUUUCAGUCUCUCUGUUGCAACCUGAUGCAGGCACUUUGAUAAUCUAAGAUGAGUUGCCACUUCCCUCUAACAACAUCCUGUUUGAAGCUGCGCAAUGGUCCAGGUACUGUUGAUCAGUUGCUUGUGCGGUCUGCGUCUCAUGAUGUCAAAACAUGAACGGCAUAAUGAAGAGGACUGUGAAAUACUAAGUCUAAAUGUAUUGGUUGAUUCAUGGGUCGAACACUUGUUUUGAAUUUUGGACAGUUAUACAUAUGCAUUCCAAUGUUUAGAGAAAGUCAUGUUACUGGAAGGUCACCUGUAAAGGUUAUAGUGCAGUUUAGGUUCAUCCUGAGGUUUCACCCUAAGGCCAAAUAUAAACUUUUUGUAAGUAAUGUACAUCUCCCUCCAAAGGCGUGGUGACGACGAUUCUCCUUUCAGCUUGUUUUGGUGUGGAAUUUUCAAAAAAGAAGAGGUUGCAUGUACAGGGUUAAACAAGUUUAACCCUGUACAAUAGAAUUCUUACUUUGCUGACAACAUGGAUGUCAAUGUGUAAAUGAUUGUAAGAUAUACAAAGAAAAAAAUAAAUAGAAAUAGAGGCAUAACAAUACAAAAUAAAGGAGUCUAAAGUGGCAGAUCUGUAAAAAAUAAAUAAAUAAAUAAAUAAAGAACUGGAAAACAUGAGAUAUGCUUUAUAUGCAAGUUAUUCCACUAAGGAAAAUAUACAAAUUGUUGUAAUGUCACAAAGCAACAACACCAGGCUGUGCAAGGUCGAAGUGGUGGCAUUUGAGAAAUAUAAAAGAAAAAUUGUUGAUAUGAAUAAAGUCUAAAAUAUAUAAAGUUUGAUUAAAUAGGUACAAUACUGUACUGGAUGAUCUCGACACUCAUCUUCUUCUUCUUCUUUUCCUUUCGGCUUGUCCCUUUAGGGGUCGCCACAGCGCAUCAUCCUAUCUCCUGCAUCCUCCUCUCGAACUGCCAUCAUGUCUUCCCUCACGACAUCCAUCAACCUUCCCUUUGGUCUUCCUCUAGCUCUCUUGCCUGGAAGCUCCAUCCUCACAUCCUUCUACCAAUAUACUCACUAUUUCUUCUCUGGACGUGUCUAAACCAUCCAAGUCUGCUCUCUCUAAUAUUUACUAUUUUUAUAAUAGGAGCCACAGUUGAAAAUGAUUACAUGUUUAUUAGUGUAGUCUUCUAUUCUUUUAUUCAAUAGUGAAUAAAAAAAUGCAGUUUUAGUGUUAAAAUACACCCGUUUGCUUUGUGGAUACACUUUGCAACUUUGCAUCAUGUCGCUUUUUCAAGGUGAUGUUUCAUAGAUGUUCCAUCACUUUUUAUACUUGUUUCUCUUCCAUCAGUAUACUUUAGAAUAUUGACUUCUUUAAUAUGAUGAAGCAUGAAUUAAUUUCCUUGUCUGUGCAAACACGGCCCACACAUGGCUUCCUCUGCUUCUCUUGCGAAUUAAUAUAAAUGUUCCAGUCAGCCACAGAGCACAUGCAUAGAAAGCUGGCGUGGAUAUUCAAUCAUUGGAAGUUUAUACAAACCAGAGGAAUUUGAUUUCUAAUCAAAUAGUAUAGGUGGGUGUUAAUAAUUUUUUUUAAAUUUUGAACAGUCACAUUUAGGUGUUUACAUGUGUUUUAAAAGUGUGGUGUGAAAUUAUUGCGAUAGGCGGUGUUUUUGCACGUGCAUGUACCUAGUGAGUGAAUAUGAGAGUGACUGAAGUCUUAUUCUAGUCAAGUUAUUGAAGUGGGAUAAGAGCGUCUCCAUGCCUUGAAGUUCUGCUGGCCUCGUGGGUGCAUGACAGCAUUUUGAGUCGUACUUGAAAAUAAUACCAAAACAAGCGCUUCACUCUUCUGAAGGCAUACAGACCACGUUUGUGCCUUGCAGAAUUUCUAUUACCCCUGACAAGGAGGUUGCAUGUUUUCAACAAUGGUUGUGUGUUUCUGAGCAGGAUUACACAUAAACUAUGAAAAUGUGUGGAGGGAUUGGACACAGCCCAAGAUAGAAUUAACUACGUUUCAGUGUAAAUCCAAAUACAAGUUAGGAUCCAGCAUUUUUGCAAACAUUUGCCUUGAAUUUCCAUUGCUUGAUGCAUGAAACUUGAUGUCAAAUACAAAAUUGAAGCUGUGCAAUUUGGUGCUGAUCCCAAAUGCACUCAAUGAGUGCCAUUGUAGUUAAAACUUCAAUGAUUUAAUUCUCAGAACAGACUUCUAACAACUAACUGUGUACAUUAGUGAGAUGCUUUAUUUUUGUACAUAGAAUACUUUCAACUGUGACACCUUAUUUUUACAUUCCCUGAAAUGUAGAUUUCAUCACUUCUCAUUUCAGGUCAUUUGGUUCAGAACUAUUGUAAUGCCUUCAGUUUCUACAAUUGUACAGUGACCUAUAAAAAAACAUUUCUUAAUGUGAAUUUUAAAGUAUAUAUUUAUUUUAAGGUUUAUUUUAUAAUGGAAAGUAUUUAUUUGUGUCACUGCUGGAGAAUAGCUGAGUGUCAAUGAAAAGGCAACUGUAUUAACAUUUCAAAUAAAAUAACCUUGAUGU